Messenger RNA from Lampris incognitus (smalleye Pacific opah), 1262 nucleotides. It is a transcript of the gene fahd2a, whose product is annotated as fumarylacetoacetate hydrolase domain containing 2A. NCBI's taxonomy places the organism in Eukaryota, Metazoa, Chordata, Actinopteri, Lampriformes, Lampridae. The transcript is spliced from 8 exons. The coding region runs from base 62 to 1024 and encodes 320 amino acids. Gene Ontology annotation, molecular function: hydro-lyase activity. The record is from RefSeq and is a predicted model, not a curated record.
GUCUUGCGGCGGUGCUCGAGCUCGGCUGCGUCAAGCAGUUCAUACUUGUUUUCUAAAUAGCAUGAGGCUUUCUCUUCGCUGCUUUAGUAUCUGGAGAAGUUUCUCUAAAAGUCUGUUGGCAAACACGGGGAAACGUGGCUUGUGCAGUGCAGCGAUGCGGUUGGUGCAGUUCCAACGUCACAGUGAGGAAGGAGUGAUUCGAGUGGGAGUAGAGCAAGGCGAGGGGCUCGGCGUUGUGGAUUUAAAGGCCUUCGAUCCCUCUAUGCCCUCCACAAUGAGAGAACUGCUGGAGCUGGGCGACAAGGGCCUGGAGUGUGCACAAAGGGUGUUGGCAUCUGGUCGGUGUGCAGUGGAGCGCUCAGGCAUCCGGCUGCUUUCACCUGUCCUGGCGCCAGAGAAAGUGGUGUGUGUGGGAAUGAACUACCGCGACCACUGCUUGGAGCAAAACGCUCCCAUUCCUCGGGAACCGAUUAUCUUCAGCAAGUUCCCCAGCGCCAUCACAGGACCAUACGACCACAUCACUCUCCCCGCCGAAAGCCAGGAGGUGGACUGGGAGGUGGAGUUGGCCUUUGUGAUUGGACGAAGGGGAAAACACAUCAAGGAGAAGGACGCUCUCUCAUACGUGGCAGGGUUCACUGUGGCCAAUGAUGUAAGUGCGCGUGAUUGGCAGAUGAAACGCAACGGGAAGCAGUGGUUGCUGGGAAAAACGUUUGACAGCUUCUGUCCUCUCGGCCCUGCCUUGGUAACCACCGAUGCUGUGAAUGAUCCCCACAACCUGGGUAUCCGCUGUCUGGUUAAUGGAGAAACUGUCCAGAGCAGCAACACUGAUCAGAUGAUCUUCAAAACAGAGAAACUGGUUGCAUGGGUGUCACAGUUUGUGACUUUGACACCUGGAGAUGUGUUUCUGACAGGCACUCCUCCAGGAGUGGGCGUAUUCAGAAAGCCCCCCGUCUUUCUUAAGAGAGGAGACGUGGUGGAGUGUCAGAUAGACAAACUGGGCUCCAUACUCAACAAGGUGGUCUAACCCAGAGACAGCUGAGAGGACAGCAAGGAGGACACUGACAAAUCUGGAAUCAGUUCACAACAGAUUGUAACGUGUCCCCCACAACUCCUCUCAUUGAAUAUUCACCACUUUACUGUUAAUUAGUCUUACACGAAGAAACACAUUUCCAAAUGUGUAUUUUCUUAUGCUGUGAAAGGAUUUUUCUAUGUGACUUUGAAUAUUGACUGGGAAUAAAAACGGCUUCUCUGCUGUGCUGUGA